AGCGUUGCCGAGUGAGGAUGUUCCUAUUGAUCGUCGCGCAAGAAAGCCUCGAACACCCGGUAUUGAAGUGAAAAGUGUAGGAAAAAGAAGGUGAAAUUAAAAAUAUCGUAACAAAACUGUACAGAAGAUCAUUUCCCUACUGUGGGUGAUUGAUGUGUUGUUGCAACGGGAAGGCCGAGCAGUUUUUUCCCGCAGGAAAAGUCUGGACAACGUAAAAUUUCUAGCUGGUCAACGGUGGGAAGAACUCCUCGUUUUCUGGACAGAGUAAUUUAAGUGACAAGUAUUUUAGUGACAACAAGAGUGUAAGGAAGGAGGGAAGAAAAUAGAGAAUAUUUCCUUUUCCAUUGCUUCCUAAACGAUGACGACUGACAUUUCCGUGGUCCGGUGGGACCCAAGCCAGGGACCGGGAAAUGAAUUUAUCGAAGAUAUCGAAUACGACGGAGGAAACUCCAGCUCACGUUUAUUCGAACGAUCACGCAUUAAGGCGUUAGCGGAGGAACGUGAAAGUGUCCAGAAAAAGACAUUCACAAAAUGGGUCAACUCGCACCUGGUGCGAGUGAACAGUCCGAUCAAAGAUUUGUACGUGGACAUGCGCGAUGGCAAGAACUUGAUCAAGUUGCUGGAAGUGCUAUCCGGCGAGCGAUUGCCACGUCCGACCAAGGGCAAGAUGCGUAUCCACUGCCUGGAGAACGUGGACAAGGCGUUGCAGUUUCUUCGCGAACAGCGCGUCCACCUGGAGAACAUCGGUUCCCACGAUAUCGUCGAUGGCAAUGCAAGUCUAAACUUGGGUUUGAUCUGGACAAUCAUUCUACGCUUCCAGAUUCAAGACAUUACCAUUGAGGAAACCGACAACAAAGAGACCAAAUCUGCGAAGGAUGCACUGCUGCUGUGGUGUCAGAUGAAGACGGCAGGCUACCACAAUGUGAACGUGCGCAAUUUCACCACCUCGUGGCGCGAUGGUUUGGCGUUCAACGCUAUCAUACACAAACAUCGGCCGGAUUUGAUACAGUUCGACAAGCUGUCGAAGACAAACCCGAUCCAGAACCUUAAUAACGCGUUCAACGUGGCCGAGGAGAAACUGGGUCUGACGAAGCUGCUCGACGCAGAGGACAUCUUCGUCGACCAUCCGGAUGAAAAAUCGAUCAUCACCUACGUAGUGACGUACUAUCAUUAUUUCAGCAAGCUGAAGCAGGAGACGGUGCAGGGCAAGCGUAUCGGUAAGGUGGUCGGCAUCGCGAUGGACAACGAUCGUAUGAUCAGCGAGUACGAGUCACUGACGAGUGAGCUGCUGAAAUGGAUUGAGGUGACAAUCGUGCAGCUGGGCGAUCGGCACUUUGUCAAUUCGCUGGUCGGCGUCCAGCAGCAGCUGGCUCAAUUCGCAAACUAUCGCACGGUCGAGAAGCCGCCAAAGUUCGUCGAGAAGGGCAACCUCGAGGUGUUGUUGUUUACACUCCAGUCGAAGAUGCGGGCCAACAAUCAGAAGCCGUACACUCCGAAAGAGGGCAAGAUGAUUUCGGACAUUAACAAGGCCUGGGAGCGCCUGGAGAAGGCUGAACACGAGCGUGAGCUUGCACUACGCGAAGAACUCAUCCGGCAGGAGAAGCUGGAACAGCUGGCGGCCCGAUUUAACCGCAAGGCGACGAUGCGCGAGACCUGGCUUUCGGAGAACCAGCGGCUGGUGAGCACGGACAAUUUCGGAUUCGACCUGGCAGCCGUCGAGGCGGCAGCGAAAAAGCACGAAGCCAUCGAAACCGAUAUUUUCGCCUACGAGGAGCGCGUGCAAGCCGUGGUGGCCGUGUGUAACGAGCUGGAAGCGGAGAAGUAUCACGACAUCGAGCGCAUCGCCGCACGGAAGGACAAUGUGCUGCGUUUAUGGAACUAUCUGCUGGAGCUGCUGCGUGCGCGCCGCAUGCGUCUGGAGUUCUCGAUCCAGCUGCAGCAGAACUUCCAAGAAAUGAUCUACAUCCUGGACUCGAUGGAGGAAAUCAAGCAACGCCUACUGACCGACGACUACGGCAAGCACCUGAUGGGCGUAGAGGAUCUACUUCAGAAACAUUCGCUUGUCGAGGCGGACAUCAACGUGCUGGGCGAUCGGGUGAAGCAGGUCGUACAGAACUCGCAGAAGUUCCUGGUCGACGAAGAAGACAACUACAAGCCGUGCGAUCCGUCGAUCAUUGUCGACCGAGUGCAGCGCCUGGAGGAUGCAUACGCAGAGCUGUGCAAGCUGGCCGUGGAACGUCGUUCGCGAUUGGAGGAGAGCCGCAAGCUGUGGCAGUUCUACUGGGAUAUGGCUGACGAAGAGAACUGGAUCAAGGAAAAGGAACACGUGGUGUCCACGGAUGAGAUCGGUCACGAUCUGACUACCGUCAACUUGUUGCUCUCUAAGCACAAGGCGCUCGAGUCCGAGAUUCAGUCGCAUGAACCGCAGCUGAUGGCCGUGAGCGAGGUAGGAGACGAGCUGGUGCGCCGCGGUCACUUCGGUGCCGAUCGCAUCGACGAGCGGCUGAAGGAAAUCUUGGCCAUGUGGAACCAUCUGCGUAACCUGACCGAGUACCGGCGCAAGCGACUGGAGAACGCGGUCGACUACUUCCAGCUAUUCGCUGAUGCGGACGAUAUCGACAACUGGAUGCUGGACGCGUUGCGUUUGGUUUCGUCCGAGGACGUGGGCCGCGACGAAGCAAACGUUCAGAGCCUGUUGAAGAAGCACAAAGAUGUGGCGGACGAGCUGAAGAGCUACGCCGAAACGAUCGAGCAGUUGCAUUCGCAGGCCGCCCGUCUUACGUUGAACGAAUCGGAGCAGGAGAAGGUUUCGGAGCGUCUAAAUGCCAUCGAUGCUCGCUACAAGGAGUUGAUGGAGCUGGCGAAGCUGCGCAAACAGCGUCUGCUGGACGCGUUGAGUCUGUACAAGCUGAUCUCCGAAAGCGACGGCGUAGAGCAGUGGAUCGGCGAGAAGGAGCGCAUGCUGCAGACGAUGGUCCCGGGCAAGGACAUCGAGGACGUGGAGAUCAUGAAGCACCGCUACGACGGGUUCGACAAAGAGAUGAACGCAAACGCGUCGCGAGUGGCCGUCGUUAACCAGCUCGCUCGCCAACUACUGCACGUCGAACACCCGAACUCGCAGGAGAUUCUCGAGAAGCAGAACCACCUGAACCAGGCAUGGUCAAAGCUGCGGGACCAGGCCGAAAGCAAGCGGGACGAUCUGAAGUCGGCGCACGGCGUCCAGACGUUCUACAUUGAGUGCCGCGAGACGAUCUCCUGGAUCGAGGACAAGAAGCGUAUCCUCACGGAGACCGACAGCCUGCAGAUGGACCUGACCGGUGUGAUGACGCUACAGCGUCGUCUGAGCGGCAUGGAACGCGAUCUAGCCGCCAUCCAGGCGAAGCUGACGGCACUCGAGAACGAGGCGGAUGCAAUCGAGGGUGAACAUCCGGAGGAGGCUGCCCUGAUUCGCGAGCGCGUCGCACAGAUUCAAAUUAUCUGGGAGCAGUUGACGCAGAUGCUGAAGGAACGCGAUUCGAAGCUGGAGGAGGCUGGCGACCUGCAUCGGUUCCUGCGCGACCUCGACCACUUCCAGGCAUGGCUGACCAAAACUCAGACCGACGUGGCGUCCGAGGAUACCCCGACAUCGCUGCCCGAGGCCGAGAAGCUGCUCAACCAGCACCAGAGCAUCCGGGAGGAGAUCGACAACUACACGGAGGACUACAAGAAGAUGAUGGAGUACGGCGAGGGCCUGACAUCGGAGCCAAACCAAACCGAGGACCCGCAGUACAUGUUCUUGCGCGAACGGCUAAAGGCCUUGAAGGAUGGUUGGGAGGAGCUGCACCAGAUGUGGGAGAACCGGCAGGUACUGCUUUCGCAGGGACUCGAUCAGCAGCUAUUCAACCGGGAUGCGCGCCAGGCCGAGGUGCUGCUUAGCCAGCAAGAGCAUGUGCUUAGCAAGGACGAUACUCCGGUAAAUCUGGAGCAGGCAGAAAACCAGCUGAAGCGCCACGAGGCGUUCCUCACCACCAUGGAGGCGAACGACGAGAAGUUCAAUACGAUCGUACAGGUGGCUGAUCAGAUGACCAGCAAGGAUCACUUCGAUGCGGACAAGAUUAGCAAACGCGCCGAAAGCAUCGCUCAUCGACGCGACGACAAUCGCAACCGAGCGCUCGAACUGCAUGAAAAGCUUAAGAACCAGGUGAAGCUGCACGAGUUCCUACAGGACAUCGAGGAGCUGACGGAAUGGGUGCAGGAGAAGUAUAUCACGGCACAGGACGAUACGUACCGCAGCGCGAAAACCGUUCACUCGAAAUGGACACGCCACCAGGCAUUCGAGGCUGAAAUUGCCGCCAACAAGGAACGGUUACACGAAGCGAAGAAGGCCGCCCAGGAGUUAAUGGUAGAGAAGCCCGAAUUCAAGGAGAUUAUCGAACCGAAGCUGACGGACUUGUCGAAGAACUUCGACGAGCUGGAGACGAGCACGAAGGAGAAGGGUGCUCUGCUGUUCGAUGCGAAGCGCGAGGUAAUCGUGCAGCAGAGCGUCGAUGACAUCGACUCGUGGAUGGACGAUCUCGAGAAGCAGAUCAUCAACACGGACACUGGCAACGAUCUGACGUCGGUGAACAUUCUCAUGCAGAAGCAGCAGAUCAUCCAGACGCAGAUGGCAGUAAAGGCACGCCAGGUCGAGGAGCUUGACAAGCAGACAGAAGUGCUGACUAAGACAGCCCCGCAAGACGUGGUUGAGCCGAUCGUGGAGAAGAAGCAGGCGGUCAAUGUGCGCUUCGAGAAGAUCAAGGCCCCGCUGCUGGAGCGUCAACGUCAGCUGGAGAAGAAGAAGGAAGCCUUCCAGUUCCGACGCGACGUCGAAGAUGAAAAACUGUGGAUUGACGAGAAGAUGCCGCUGGCCGAGUCGACCGAGUACGGCAACUCGCUGUUCAACGUUCACGUGCUGAAGAAGAAACACCAAUCGUUGAACACGGAAAUUGAUAACCACGAGCCGCGUAUCAUGACGAUCUGCAACAACGGUCAGAAGCUGAUCGACGAGGGUCAUGAGGAUGCCGGCCCGUACGCCGAUCUGAUCAGCCAGCUGACACAGAAGUGGCAGGAGCUGAAGGAUGCCGUGGAAAACCGCCACCGGCAGCUCGAUCAGUCGGAGAAGGUGCAGCAGUACUUCUUCGACGCGGCAGAGGCUGAGUCGUGGAUGAGUGAGCAAGAGCUGUACAUGAUGGUGGAGGAUCGUGGCAAGGAUGAGACGUCCGCGCAGAACCUGAUGAAGAAGCACGAAAGUUUGGAGCAGUCGGUGGAGGACUAUGCGGACACGAUUCGUCAGCUGGGCGAAACGGCCCGUCAGCUGACGACCGAACAGCACGCCUACAGCGAUCAGGUGUCGGUGAAACAGUCGCAGCUGGACAAACUGUACGCUGGGUUGAAGGACCUGGCGGGUGAACGUCGCGCACGACUCGACGAAGCCCUGCAGCUGUUCAUGUUGAGCCGUGAAGUGGACGACUUGGAGCAAUGGAUUACGGAGCGUGAGGUUGUUGCCGGUUCGCACGAGCUCGGCCAGGACUACGAUCACAUUACGCUGCUGUGGGAACGAUUCAACGAGUUUGCACAGGAUACGGCCACCGUGGGAAGCGAACGGGUCGCCAAAGCAAACGGUAUCGCGGACGAUCUGAUCCACGCUGGCCACUCGGAUAGUGCGACGAUCGCGGAGUGGAAGGAUGGGCUGAAUGAGGCAUGGCAAGACCUGCUUGAACUGAUCGAAACCCGCAAGGCCAUGCUAGCCGCUUCCCGCGAACUGCACAAGUUCUUCCACGACUGCAAAGACGUGCUGGGACGCAUCAAUGAGAAGCAGCACGGUGUGUCGGAGGAGCUGGGUCGUGAUGCUGGUGUUGUUUCGGCACUGCAGCGCAAGCACCAGAACUUCAUCCAGGAUCUGAUGACCCUGCACUCGCAGGUGCAGCAGAUACAGGAGGAAUCAGCCAAGUUGCAGGCGGCGUAUGCCGGUGAGAAGGCACGCGAAAUCACCAACCGCGAGCAUGAGGUGCUGAACGCCUGGGCUCACCUGCAAGGCAUGUGCGAGGAACGCCGUGGCAAGCUGGCCGACACGGGUGACCUGUUCAAGUUCUUCAAUAUGGUUCGCACACUCAUGUUGUGGAUGGAGGAUGUUGUGCGGCAGAUGAACACAUCGGAGAAGCCACGUGAUGUGUCCGGUGUCGAACUGCUGAUGAACAAUCACCAGAGUCUGAAGGCGGAAAUCGAUACGCGUGAGGACAACUUCAGCGCCUGCCUGGCGUUGGGUAAGGAGCUACUGUCGCGCAAUCACUACGCCUCGGCUGAUAUUAAGGAUCGGCUACUGCAGCUCACCAACAGCCGUAACGCCCUACUGCAUCGAUGGGAAGAACGUUGGGAGAAUUUGCAACUGAUUCUGGAAGUGUAUCAGUUUGCACGUGAUGCGGCCGUCGCUGAGGCAUGGCUUAUCGCACAGGAGCCGUAUCUGAUGUCUACCGAGCUGGGUCACACGAUCGACGAGGUGGAAAAUCUCAUCAAGAAGCAUGAAGCCUUCGAAAAGUCUGCUGCUGCCCAGGAGGAACGCUUUAGCGCAUUGGAGCGAUUGACAACGUUUGAGCUCAAAGAAAUGAAGCGUCGCCAAGAUGCAGCAGAGGAAGCGGAACGUCAGCAGCGUUUGGAAGCCGAGGCGGCUGCACGUGCCGCUGCCGAGGCUGAAGCGGAAGCAGCCCGCCAAGCAGAGGCUGCCGCUGCCCGUGAUUCCGCCGAUGCACCUGGAUCACCACAUUCCACCAAGGAGCAAGAGUCAGUCACUGCGGAGGCUCUCGUGUCGCGACGGCAUUCUGGCAUACCGAAGGAACGGUCCAGCAGCUCGGCUAGUGCGUCCGCCGGCGUUAAGGUCAGUCGACGGUCUCGCUCGAAGAGUCCUUUCCGUAGCUUCAGAUGGAAGCGCGCCAGUUCGAAGGCGGACGACGGAGCAUCGGAUGACGAAGAUCGUCCUAGUCCAGGUGGCGCAGAUGAUGGUGCUCAAGAGGGCAUUCUUACCAGGAAACACGAAUGGGAAUCAACCACAAAGAAAGCCUCGAACCGUUCCUGGGAUAAGGUGUACUGCGUGGCCCGUAGCGGUCGGUUAACGUUCUUCAAGGACCAGAAAUCGACGAAAUCCGUUCCGGAGCAGACGUUCCGUGGAGAACCACCACUAGAGCUGAAGGGAGCGCAGAUUGAGGUCGCCAGUGAUUACACCAAGAAGAAGCACGUGUUCAGAAUCAAACUUUCGAAUGGCGGCGAGUUCCUGCUCCAGUGCCACGACGACAGCGAGAUGCAGCAAUGGGUAACGGCUUUGAAAGCACAAUGCGAGCUUGACGCUAGCGGCGAAGGUCGUUCGCUGACGCUGCCCGCUUCCUCACAGAAGGAUGAACAGAAGAGACGGUCAUUCUUUACACUGAAGAAAAAUUAAGAAAGCUAAGAAAACAUACAUGAAUCAGUUAAACACUACUAUUGCAACCACAAUAAGUAUCACAACAUCAAAAACAAGUUAAACUAUCACCAUGAAAAAAAAAAGAUUUGCAAUCAAGCCACACAGGUCGCGCAGCAGUUGCAGCAGCACCAGCCAGCUAUGCGUGCAGCGCCAACCGGCAACUCCAAACCACCACAAACCUUCCCCGCCAAUUGGAUGUUCGAGUUUCGUUUCGUUUUGUUUGAUAUUCGCGCCAGUCCGUCGAAAACUCGUUUUACCCCGUGACGACGAUACAACUAAGACAAGGGGACACAUACGUCAUCCCGGCGACACAGUACUACGGUGGAUGCAUGCGCAGAGACAAGUCGGAACAAACUGUACCUAAAUUAUGGCAGUAGCAGAGUACAAUGCAAUGUAGCAAGCAGGAACAAAUUUGUAUUUACUACUUUUACUGAUCUUCAAGCUAUUGCGUGCUUGCCGUUGCGGCUAAAGGAGGAAAUAAAGGCACCAGUCACAUGGCAGUAUAAAAGAAAUCGCCACUACUUUUUGUGGUGGUUGAUUACUGUGCUAAAACAAAAUUCUACAAUGCACAUUGAGAAACGCGGAGGAUAAGCCACUAGGAACGCUUAGUUUUGGUCGGUAUAUUUAAGAAAUAUUGUUUUAUUUGUUGACCUGUUCUAGAGAACGAUAUUUUAUUUUGAUUUUUUCAAGUAUAUUUUAAAUUACUGACAUAGAAAUACUGCGAGAGUUAAUACGGCAAAGCAGAAAACAAAAAAAAAACAUCUACACCAACUCUGCCCAACCGACCGAAGACGCUAACCGAUAAGAUAUUCAUCGUUUAGACCUGACACAAGAGAAUAAAAAUUCGUGUUUCCUGUAGCAAAACAGGCCGAAAGAAAGAGAAGGCCACAGAAGCAGAAGCAAAAAGUGCUUGCAAAACAAAGGAUGUACGAUGUAAAACUGCACCGUUCUUUCUUCCUCACAAAGUAGCUGAAAAGUAAUAAUAGUAAUAGUUUAAAAAGAAAAUAAUCCCAAUACUAUUAAUGCAAAAACGUGUAACAUUGUCCAGAUAAAAACGCGAUUGAAAAAGAUUUACAAACUGAAGCGAAAGAACCAUAUUUGCAAAGAAAUAAGAGUGAAAAAAGAUUGUGUCGUACUUCUCCGGUUCAACACACGAGUAUGGUUAUAUUUAGUGCAAAUUUUCGAAGGGCCAGACGACCGACAAACGGAAGAAUGAGCGUAGCUGUAAUAAUCUAUUUAUUUAAACUGAUAACUUAUCACCAUGAAUCAAACAGCAACAAGAGCAGUCGCAUUAGUGUAACGAUAAGAGCAGCUACAAUCUGCUUAUGAGGAUA
Molecule: messenger RNA, 8802 nt
Organism: Anopheles coustani
Lineage: Eukaryota; Metazoa; Arthropoda; Insecta; Diptera; Culicidae
Gene: beta-Spec
Product: spectrin beta chain
Exons: 11
Coding region: 359-7447 (2362 amino acids)
Biological process (GO): neuron development; actin cytoskeleton organization
Cellular component (GO): spectrin; cell junction; cortical actin cytoskeleton
Molecular function (GO): actin filament binding; structural constituent of cytoskeleton; phospholipid binding
Source: RefSeq, a predicted model, not a curated record